Aureobasidium vineae is the source of this 342-nucleotide messenger RNA. NCBI's taxonomy places the organism in Eukaryota, Fungi, Ascomycota, Dothideomycetes, Dothideales, Saccotheciaceae. The record is from the annotation of a GenBank genome assembly.
AUGGACCACUCACAUAUGGAUCACAACAACAUGGAUCACGGCAACAUGGGUCACGGCGGUAUGGAUCACGGAAACAUGUGCAACAUGAACAUGCUCUUCACCUGGGACACCAACAACCUCUGCAUCGUCUUCAAAUCCUGGCGUGUCACCUCCACCUUCUCACUGUUAUGGACUUUGCUCGCCAUCAUCGCAUUAACAGCCGGCUACGAGCUCGUCCGCGAAAUUUCGAGAAAGUACGAGAGUAAAGUGCAGAGAGAGAUUGAUGGGCUACCCACCAAAUCAAAGACUAUCAAGGCUGCUUUGUAUGCUGUGCAGGUGUUUUAUUCAUUCUUCAUCAUGUAA